Humulus lupulus (European hop) is the source of this 2142-nucleotide messenger RNA. RefSeq names its product BES1/BZR1 homolog protein 4-like. Gene Ontology annotation, biological process: brassinosteroid mediated signaling pathway; DNA-templated transcription. Lineage: Eukaryota; Viridiplantae; Streptophyta; Magnoliopsida; Rosales; Cannabaceae. The record is from RefSeq and is a predicted model, not a curated record. The transcript is spliced from 2 exons. Gene Ontology annotation, molecular function: DNA-binding transcription factor activity. Bases 538 to 1509 code for a protein of 323 amino acids.
AGGACUUUUGUACUUGUCGGAGCUCCUCCGAAAGUCGUACGUCUUUGCAGAAAGGCAGAGAUUGUAGUAGGCAGAAAUAGAUCGGUGGCUGAACUAUUGAUGGGAGAGAAGAAAAUGAGAAUUGAUUUGGCUAAGUUAAAGUGGGUUACCGUAUUACGGUGAUGUGCGUAAAUUUUCCAUAUAUCAUACCUUGGUUCUUCUUUAUGAAAAGCCUAGCCCCCGUGAUUCCGCCCAAACCAAAAAAAUAAAAAAUGAAGUGGCAGCUUUAGUAAAUUUCCGGAAAAGAAUGGGGGCAAAAGUAACGAUACACAUGUAUUUAGCUCCAAUUCUAUUCAUUUUCCAUUGACUCUCUCUCUGUAUGAUUAAAAAGAUUAACCACUCCACUUCUCCUCUAAUAUAAAUACACUUUUUAUAUUAAAAAUUAAACCGCCCGCCAACAUCGGCUCCGCCCAACCCCGUGACUUUUCCGGUCCGAUUUUGCUAGAUAAACCUGAUUUAUUGUCGAGAAAUUCCAGGUAGAAAAGAUAGAAGAAAAUCAUGACGUCCGGCACGAGAAUGCCGACGUGGAAGGAGAGAGAGAACAACAAGCGGAGGGAACGGCGUCGGAGGGCGAUCGCUGCGAAGAUAUACUCCGGCCUAAGGAUGUAUGGAAACUAUAAACUACCCAAACACUGUGACAACAACGAAGUCCUUAAAGCUCUCUGCAAUGAAGCUGGAUGGACCGUCGAAGAAGACGGUACCACCUACAGAAAGGGGUGCAAACCAAUGGACCGGAUGGACAUAAUGGGAGGGUCGACAUCAGCAAGCCCAUGUUCAUCAUAUCAGCCGAGCCCAUGUGCGUCCUAUAAUCCAAGCCCGGCCUCAUCUUCCUUUCCAAGCCCAGUUUCAUCUCAUUACACUGCCAACAUAAACAGCAACAAUAAUGCUGAUCCAAAUUCGCUCAUUCCAUGGCUUAAAACCCUUACUUCAGGCUCAUCAUCAGCCACGUCCAAGUUUCCCCACCACCUAUUCAUCCACAGUGGCUCAAUAAGUGCUCCAGUGACCCCGCCACUGAGUUCCCCAACUUGCAGAACUCCCCGGAACAAAAACGAGUGGGAUGACCCAAUGGUAGCCAGUCAAAACAACCCUUUCCAGCCCUCGUCCAACCCGCAAAGCCCAGGUCGCCAGGUCCUGCCUGAUUCAAACUGGCUCGCUGGUAUCCAAAGUGGGCCGUCUUCCCCAACAUUUAGCCUGGUGUCGAGAAAUCCAUUUGGGUUUAAGGAUGAGGCCUUAUCAAACGGAGGUUCACGAAUGUGGACUCCAGGGCAAAGCGGAACUUGCUCCCCUGCCAUUGCUGCGGGACUCGAUAACACCUCAGAUAUUCCCAUGUCGGAUGGUAAUAUUGCAGGAGCUGAGUUUGCCUUUGGAAGUAAUACGACAUGUUUGGUGAAACCUUGGGAAGGUGAGAGAAUCGAGGAAUGUGCCUCUGAUGAUCUCGAACUCACACUUGGGAACGCUACGACCAGGUAAGUGGUUGGAGGCAAUAAAUUAGUCAGUGUCGUUGGUUUCAUUAAUUCUAUUCUAUCGUCUUGGAUUUGUUUGUGAACGAGUGUCGCUUUGUUUGGUGCAGCAGAUAAGACACUUGAAAACAUGGUUCUUCUUUUAAAUGUCAAAUUCGAUCCCAUGUCCGCGAGUGUUUUUGUGGCCAAGGCAUGUCAGUUUAGAAGUACAGUGAGUAGGAGCAGCUGCUUUUUUUUUUUUUUUUUUUUUUAAAAAAAAAUAUUAAAGAUGAAAGAAAAAUAGACUUUAUUUCAAUUAUAAACAGUACAUGGUAGUGCUUGUUCGGUCUCUUUAGUUCAAUUCAUUUUUCCAAUCUGUUUCAUUUCUUAUUUUAUUUCCAAAGGGGAGGUUCAUAUACAAGGAAUGAUACUCUGGACUGGUGGUCUGAUUGUUGCUUUGAUAUGUUAUUGGGCUUGUAAUUGAAAGAGAAUUUGGAAGUCAUGAUACGGAUCGAUGGUCUGUCUACUUGUAUUUGUUUUGUUUGAGUAAAUAUUACAACCAUUUAUGUCUCUAUCGUUGUAAGAGUUACAACAGGUCCGGGAAACGACAUUGACAAUAUGCUAUUGGCUAUUAUAUGAAUCAAGAUCGUUUUGAGCUGGCUAA